This is a messenger RNA of Fusarium sp. VM40, 1203 nucleotides long. NCBI's taxonomy places the organism in Eukaryota, Fungi, Ascomycota, Sordariomycetes, Hypocreales, Nectriaceae. The record is from the annotation of a GenBank genome assembly.
AUGAAUUUUUACUUCUCAAGACCAUUUUCUUCUUCACCGACAGCAUCAAUAGAGGCGCUGCCUCCAGAAAUCCUACUUCCGAUCGUCACAAGCCUUCCCGGUCUCGACACGCUUUGGGAUUUGUUGAGGGCAUCACCCAACGUCUGGCGUCUCUUCAACGAGAACACCCUUUCCAUUAUCGAAAGAAUUCUCCUUAGUCCCAAGGCGAUAUUACCACCUGUGGUUGCAGAGGCGGUACGCGCCGUUAUACUUACCCGCUUAAAGGCACUCCCUUUUCGGAACCUACAUGAGUUCCAGCACCAAUUUGUACUCAAGUUAUUUCCCGUAUUUCCAAUGAUCAGUAAAACUAAGGACAAGUUGAUCAAUAUUGAACCCCAAGUUUUGUCAGCUGCAGCACCAUCUGUGUUGGUUCUUCGAUCCAUAGUUGCAACAGCUUACCAGAUCUCCGCUCUUUCACAAGCAUGCUUGUCAUCUUAUCUCGAACGACUGAGAGACAUCAGCUUCAGGCCGAUGCAUUGCCUCGACCCAAAUCUCAGUUACACUAAUUCUUAUGGGUUUGGCGACGAAUGGGUCCCGGCGUGGGAUCGUGUUUUCGAAGGCACACCUGCUAAGGUGGUUGGUGCUGGGCAGCCAAACUGGGUGGAGGAGAUGCGAGCUGUUCGUGCUCUAUGGAUUAUUCAGCUUGUGGGAGAAGUGCAGUGUCAGAGGAAUACUUUGGACUGGCCAAACGAUAAUGUCGAUAAGUUGAAAGAUAUGAACUCAGCUGACAUGAUCGAUCGGAUUCAAUAUCAUGAAGCUCUUCAAAACUCUGAAGAGGUCACGUCUCUGAUGUACUACAUUGCUACCCUUGGGGAGGCUAAACAAGAUGUAUACUACCGACUCCCUCCGCCGCCGCCAUUUGUGAGAUGGAUCACGGCGUCGCCCAACCGAAACGAGCGUUUCUCCAAGUUUCUCCGGUAUCGCCGUGAUGGAACAUCACUCUCGCUUCGAUGCCUCACCGACGACCACAAAUGGGGUCGGACUGAGGAGGCCCUGAGACAAGAAGCUCCUGGAAUGCUAAUCUACAGACGACUCAAUAGACCCCCAACUGAUACCGUCGGUGCAUCGCCAAUAGAAGGAGUAAAGUUCGGCUCGUUCCGCCAGCUCGGUUUCGCAUUCUGGGAUAUGUGGAGGAUACACCUUUUGGGUAUGCACAGUGGUUGA